This is a messenger RNA of Styela clava, 936 nucleotides long. Lineage: Eukaryota; Metazoa; Chordata; Ascidiacea; Stolidobranchia; Styelidae. The record is from RefSeq and is a predicted model, not a curated record.
AUGGAAGCAUACUUAUUUGUGAUUUGUAUCGUAAUUUUCACUGGGUCGUAUUCUUCACCAACCACGGACGAUUCACCUGAGUUGACUUUAAAAGUCUUGAUACAUCAAACUACGUUGCUACUGGACCACGUCACAAAGCUUAAAAAAGUGGCGGCCGAGCAAAGAAAUUCAUCAAAAAUCUAUGAUGGAACUUGUUCAACUUUGUCCGAAAGAUUGACACCGCCGAUGCAAGUGAUUCAAAUAUUCAAAAAUUGCAACGAGAUUUACGAAGCCGGACAUUUUGCAAGUGGAGUAUACAGCAUUCAUCUUUUUCAUGGCCAAACUUCCAUUAACGUUUUUUGUGACAUGGAAACAGUUGGAUCAUUUUCUAAUAAGCGUGGGUGGAUUAUCAUUCAACAAAGGAUGAAUGGAAGAGUAAAUUUCGAUCGCGGCUGGAAUGACUAUGUCGAUGGAUUCGGAUUUCCUGAUGACGAGCAAUGGCUUGGUCUUCGAAAUAUACUGAGAAUAACAAAUCAGAAAAAGAUAGGUAAAUAUGAUACCUCAAAUACAAUUCUGCGGAUUGAAUUGGAAGAUUGGGAUGGUGUUAAAGCAUUUUUGGAAUACAGCUCUUUUGCCUUAACUUCUGAGCAAUACGACUUCCAAAUAAGAAAUUUGGGUCCUCACAACGCAACGCCGGGAAUUGGCAACUAUAUGGCAUUCAGUAUGCACAUUCGUUUCAGCACAUCUGACCAUAACAACGAUGCGUGGAGACGCGCCAAUUGUGUGAAAUCUCAGAGAGGCGGAUGGUGGUUCGGCUAUUGUGGACAUAUAAACUUGAAUGGAGUCUACUCACAUAAAAGAGAGAAGAUAAGCAACCAAAAAAUAUUCGUCCGUAACUGGAGAAUUUUGAAUCCGAAUAACACAGCUUUUCGUUAUGUGUCAAUGAAGUUGCAGUAA